UUUCCAUGAUCUUUGAUGCAGGGUGAGAGCUUCUUUGCGCUUUGAUUCAAUUUUUCUUGAACAAUGCUCUCUUUCUUCUUCUCUAAAAAUCUAUGCCCAAUCCAUAGUUUUGUUAGUGGCUCAUGGAACACUCAUCUCUUCAUUGCUCCGAAUAUACCACCCAUCAAAAAAUUAUUCUCAUCGAAGAGUCUUGUGUUAGAAGAUUCAAACAAUCGUUCCAUUGAUUGUGCCCCAAAAAUUGAUACUUUAUCACCUAAGAAAGUACAAGACACAGAGCUAGUCAAAACCCUUUUGAGGAAUUAUGGAUUCACCAAUACCCAAAUCUCCAAACUUGUUGAUAUGGACCCAACAAUCCUUUUCUGCAAUCCCCAGAAAACCAUCUUGCCUAAACUUGAGUUCUUUCGUUCUAUAGGCUUGUCAAGCACUGACAUUCCAAGAAUUAUCUGUGCUACCUACUGCCAAGCUUUAUUGUCCCGAAGCUUAGAAAACCAGCUAAUCCCUUGUUAUAAUUUCCUCAAGAGUGUCCUUUUUCUCAAUCAAAAUGUCAUUAAAAUGUUGAAGAGUCGUCCUAGGGUUCUUCUAUUCAAUGUGGAAAAGGUACUUGCCCCUAAUAUAGCAACAUUGAGAGAAGCUGGGGUGCCUCAAUCCGUAAUCUCGUUCAUGAUGUAUCGUUCUCCUAGCACACUGUAUCAGGAGAGUCUCAAGUUCAAAGAAGGUGUGAAUAAGGCAAUUGAAAUGGGAUUCAACCCUCAGAGAUCAACAUUCGCUCAUGCAGUCCAAGUGCUUUGUGAUAUGCAUGAGUCAACUUUCGAACAGAAAAAGGAGGUUUAUGGGAGAUGGGGUUUGUCUAAUGAUGAGAUUCUGUUGGCAUUCAGAUCACAUCCAUUGUGUAUGAAUUUAUCGGAGGAGAAAAUUAUGGAAACAAUGGAUUUUCUUGUGAACAAGAUGGGUUGGCAAGCCACGGUUGUUGCUAGAUGUCCAGUAGUCCUCUUCUUCAAUAUGGAGAGGAGGAUCAUCCCACGGUGCACAGUUGUUAAAAUUCUGCUGACAAAAGAGUUGGUGAAGAAAAAACUGCGCUUGACUACUUUUCUAAUACCCAAAGAGGAAGUGUUCCUGGGGAGGUUUGUGAACAAAUAUCAGGAUGAUGUUCCUGGUCUGAAGAAUAUUUAUUGAAGGAAAAUGGAUCUUGUGGAACCAAGACCAGGAUCUAAGAUAUGAAAAGAUGCUUGCUGCUGCUCAUGCAUCAUAUGAUCCCAACUGUAAUUCAUGUAGACCCUACCGAGGAAGAAGAGUUGGAAUUUUGGGAGGAAAAUAAUGGUGAAAUUGCCACCAUGGCAAAGAAUAAUUUUGUCAGUGACAAGGUGGUGGCUCUCAUCUACCAGAAAUUCACGUGCAGCCCUCCAGUUACCGAUCCCAAAUCUCUUGAAGCUCUGCUCUCUAAGAAAGAUUAAUUUUCCUCGUAAAAAGAUUCGCUCUUCUGAGGGAAUUUAGCUAUGAAAAUUCACUGAUUUUCAUUGAUGUAUAUGCGAGUAUGCUCAACUACGAUGAGCCAAGAGGAGAAGGAUUGUUUGAAGUGCAAAGGAUUGCUGUGAACGAUUUUUUGAUGCAGAGUUGAGUGUACCAUGAAUCAUUGACAAAUCUAUGGAUUGGGGGAAGAUUUUUAGAGAAGAAGAAAGAGAGCAUUGUUCAAGAACAAUUGAAUUAAAGUGUGAAGAAGCUAAGCUCUCACGCUGCAUCAAACAACCAUAGAAAUUGGAGUCUGGAGAUGGAGAAAAUUGAAAUUUUUUAUUUUUCGUA
This is a messenger RNA of Camellia sinensis, 1797 nucleotides long. Lineage: Eukaryota; Viridiplantae; Streptophyta; Magnoliopsida; Ericales; Theaceae. The record is from RefSeq and is a predicted model, not a curated record.